Messenger RNA from Tachyglossus aculeatus (Australian echidna), 3311 nucleotides. RefSeq names its product family with sequence similarity 117 member B (gene FAM117B). The transcript has 9 exons. The record is from RefSeq and is a predicted model, not a curated record. Lineage: Eukaryota; Metazoa; Chordata; Mammalia; Monotremata; Tachyglossidae. The coding region runs from base 1 to 1698 and encodes 565 amino acids.
AUGGGCGCGGAGCAGGGGGCGGAGCUGGUGGGGCCCGGAGCCAAUGAGAGAGCGCGGCGGGGAGGAGGGGGGCGUGGCCAGCGGGGAGCCACUAUUGUUGAUGAAGAGCCGGAGCGGCGGCGGCGGUGGUUGUGCGGGUCCCGAUCCGGGCCCGGGCGGCCCCCCCCCCCCUCCAUCCCUCCCCCCGUCGUUGCCGUGGCGAUGUCUCAGCGGGGAGCGCGGCGCCCGGGCUCCCCCGGCCCGGCCCCGGCAGGCGGCGCGGCGGCGGCGGCGUCGGCGGGCGCCGGCCUCGGCCGCCCGCAGCCCAUGCGGGCCACGGUUCCGUUCCAGCUGAAGCCGCAGCCGCACGGCAGCCCCACGCGGGGCGGCGCUAACAACGGGGGCGGCCCGGGCGGUCCGGGCGCGCGGCCGAGCCCCGCGGUGGGCACGCAGACGGGAGCGCCCGCGCCGCCCGCGGGCCCGGGUCGUCCGGCCGAGUGCCCCCCGGGGGCCGCGGGCCGGGUGCGCCCCCCGCGCCGCUCCCCGGAGCCCCGCCGCGCCUCCCCGGACCGGAAGAGCCCCGCGGCCCCCGCCGCCAGGACCGCAGUUGACAAACAGCGGCCACCGCCGUCAAGCCCUUCCAGUAUUAUCCGACGCACUUCCUCAUUGGACACCCUCGCUGCCCCGUACCUGGCCGGACACUGGCCUCGGGAAAACCCCGGCCAGGCGGCUCCCUGCAUGAGGGACAAAGCUACACAGACAGAGUGUGCCUGGUCUGAAGACUACUUGGAAAAAAAGAAAGGCUCUCACAAGCGUUCAGCCUCUUGGGGAAGCACGGACCAACUCAAGGAGAUUGCAAAAUUACGGCAGCAGCUCCAGAGAAGUAAGCACAGUAGCCGCCACCACCGAGAUAAGGAAAGGCAGUCUCCAUUCCACGGCAACCACGCCGCCAUUCACCAAUGCCAGGCUCCAAUUCCAAAGAGCGUACUCAUCCCAGUGAUUCCCAUCACCAAAUCAACGGGAGCGCGGUUUCGGAACAGCGUGGAAGGGCUCAACCAGGAGAUUGAAAUCAUAAUUAAAGAAACCGGAGAAAAGGAAGAGCAACUUAUUCCCCAAGAUAUUCCGGACGGCCACCGGGCCCCUCCGCCCGUGGCCCAGCGCAGCAGCAGCACCCGCAGCAUCGACACCCAGACGCCCGGCGGAGCCGACCGGGGCAGCAACAACAGCAGCCGAUCCCAGUCCGCCUCGCCCACCUCCUUCCUCGCCAUCUCAAACGAAGACAAUGGGAACAACUCUCCGGUGCCCAAAUACGCCACGUCACCAAAACCUAAUAACAGCUAUAUGUUCAAACGGGAACCUCCAGAGGGCUGUGAAAGGGUGAAAGUAUUUGAGGAGUGCUCGCCGAAGCAGCUUCACGAAAUCCCAGCCUUCUACUGUCCCGACAAGAACAAAGUCAAUUUUAUCCCCAAGAGCGGCUCCGCGUUCUGCCUCGUCAGCAUCCUCAAGCCCCUCCUCCCCACCCAAGAUCUCACGCUCAAGGGGUCGAGCCACGGCCUGACUGUGUCCCCCGGCGUGGGCCCCACCCUGCUGCAGCCCGUCGCCGUGGCCUCCCAGUCGACCAACACAGACCAAGAGCGGAUCUCCCGUGGGACGAGCACGCUCCUUUCGCAGACCUGCAUCCUCGAGCAGCCGGGACCCAUCGAGGAAGCGGAGGAGUAGGGGCCGCCCGGGCCCAGCCCGGCCCCCGCCGGGAUCCCCGGAGUCCUCGGGACGCGGCCCCGUAGGGAGACGGGGGCGGCGGGGUGGGUCACGCCUCCCGAUGUCACCAGACUGACGGUGCCGGAAACCGUUCAGCGACACGGUCCGGUCCUCCGUGACCGACUGUCGCCGGGCCGGGGGAGCGUCUGGGAGAAAGCGGGCGGCUCCGGCGCUGGCGGUCGGCAGCUUGGGGGUGGCCCGAGUUCCGUCCAUCCCCCCCAUUUUGAAGCAGUGGUCACCCCCGCCCCGGGGGCUCCGGCCCCCAAUCCAGGACCAGCCUCACCGCCUUCCCCCUUUCGGGUCCAAAUUAAGUUCCUUCGGAAGAGAGCAACUGACUCUGGCCUUGCAGAUGUCAUCGCCCGUGCUGCGGGAACCACCUUCCCUUGUUUCUUUUUCUGUCUUCUUCUUUUUUUUACAAAAAUAACUAUUUUAUAGUAACUGGAUUUUCCGUGUUCUGAUCCGUAGCAGACAGUAGGAUGUUCCAAAAUCAUUCCCCUGGCCGGUGUUUCUCGUUGCCCUCCGUAGGUGUGUGCUUUCCUCAGCCGCGGGGACCAGAGGUACCGUUGAGAUUCCGCAGUGAUGAAGCCUCUCGACGGCGCGCCUCCCCUCUCCAAUAAGAGUAGGAAAAUAAACACAUUGGAAUUGUACGUGGGAAAACACAGAGAGCGAUACCAGUCCCUCGCGGAUCGUUUCUGGAGCUCGGAAGUUGGGGCCGGGGAGAAACGGCUAUUCCCGUGGCUUCUAGGAGUUGAGGACGAGUCGUACCCCGGGACCAGAAAGACCCUUUCUUGCGUCCGCAGAGUAGAAUCACCCCAUCGGUGCUCUGCGGUUUGUCUGCCCCUGACACAGACUCUAGGCAUGGUUCCUUUCCCUUCCCACCUCCCUUCCCCCUUGAACGCUCUUGGCGGUUUGUUUAAGUUGGAUUUGUUUAAGUUGGUCAUUAACCUGGAGUGGAAUUACUGCCCAGCUGUCAGUUGCCACCCCCCUAUCGUAAUGCUCUCCUCCUCUGUUAGAUUGGACUCUCCCAAGCGCUUAGUCCAGUGCCCCGCACACAGUGAGCCCUCAGUAAAAACCACCGAUGGACUGAUGGAUCUAGCAGUGGGCCGGCAGUGUCGAACAACAGCCUGGACCCUGCUUGCCGCCUGCGGCUUGUGCCGGCUAGCCAUUUCGCAUUCCCUUGGAAGGAAGCCCGCUCCGGAGUCUUCCUCGCCCGUUGAAGAAUUGCCGAGGGGUCUCGGAGCAGUCAGGCCCAAAUUGAGCGGAAGCCAAGAUAGGGGUGAUGGGGCGGGGUUGCCAAAGCCAUUUUGUACGGUUUAAAAGAACUCAAAGAUCAGAGCGGUGGGAUGGAGGCAUGAGAGACGGCUAUUUGAAAUCACGUCAGAGGGCGUUUCUAAACUCUUAAACUGUCAUAGUUUCAUAUACAUAUAUAUCUGUAUAUUUUGGCCAGAAUCCAAUCACAGGCACUUAGAACAGAGGAAACACUUGAACAUUUGAUUAAUCGUAGUUUCUCUGCACUUAAAAUGCUUAAUCAAUCAAUCAAUCGUAUUUAUUGAGCGCUUACUGUGUGCAGAGCA